AUGUCGAAGGAGACAGAGACCAAGGAGAAGAGCCGGCCCGUUCUACGACGGAAUCCACCGAUCUGGUCCGUGACGCGCCAAGAGCUCUGCGAAACGCUGCCGUACUAUCGAACCUACCACUCUGGCUGCUACUUUACCUCGGCCCCACGACCUGCCUGGUUUGACGCCCACAAACCCACAGCUCAGGGUGCGCCGUCCUCUGCUCCUGAAGGCAGUACUAGCACGGCGACAGUGGCGCUGCACAGGGACAUAACGCCCUACGCCUACCUCCUCGGAGGUUUUGGCGCGCCCAGGGACCUCUGGCAUGCAGAGGGACGAGUCGUCAUCUCGCACGGCGGAGGCAAGUCGGGCCGUCCAGACUCGUCGUCUGGAACCGAAGUAGAGGGAGAUGGGAGAGAGGAAAAGAGCUCUGUUCCAUGUGGGAAAAGGAGAAAGAGAAAUGGAAAGCCUCAAGCACGGCUCAAGCUUCUCAGCGAUCAGUCGAGUUCCGACGCCAGGGUGGCGGCACUGCUCAGUUCGAUGCGAGACAAGGCACCAGUGGUAUUGAUUAUGGGAAAGGACUACCCGCUGGCGCAUUUCAGGCUGAGGGAGGACAUUUCAUUUGCAGUGCUUGCCUGGUACUACAUUACCGAUGGCUGGGGUGAGAGGGCAGACGGCGAGGGCGAGGAGGACGACCAGGGGGAGGCUGCAGUCAGGUGGAAAUUCCGAUUUGAAGUGAGGCUAAUGUAG
Acaromyces ingoldii is the source of this 729-nucleotide messenger RNA. RefSeq lists its product as hypothetical. The record is from RefSeq and is a predicted model, not a curated record. The transcript is spliced from 2 exons. NCBI's taxonomy places the organism in Eukaryota, Fungi, Basidiomycota, Exobasidiomycetes, Exobasidiales, Cryptobasidiaceae. The coding region runs from base 1 to 729 and encodes 242 amino acids.